CAGAAUGGAAGAAAGUUAGUGACAGUCAGAAGAAAGACCUUGGCCUGACAUUUGAUGACAAUGGAGAGUUUUGGAUGUCGUACGAGGAUUUCUGCCACUACUUUACAAGCAUGGACAUCUGUCAUAUGAUCAACAUGUCAUUUUUCUCCUUCAAGAAAACUUGGCGGGAAGGGAAAGUGAGCGGUACCUGGAAGAGACCAGAUCGGGCUGGCGGUUGCGGGAACCACUCUACAUUCCUGAAUAAUCCUCAGUAUAUAUUUGACAUCACGGAGGAUGAAGAGGAAAUCAUGGCGUCUUUAGAACAACAGGAUAAGCGUGUAGAUAAAGGGAAGGAUAAUUAUACCAUUGGAUUUACUAUAUUGCGGGCUGAUUUGAACCGGAAGUAUCGCAUGCAUGACAGGAUGGAGCGUGUUUCUUCCGGACCAUUUGUGCUUUCAAGAAGUGUAUUCAACCGUAUGAAGUUGACGAGAGGUCGUUAUUGUGUUAUUCCUUCAACGUUUGACCCUGGACAAACUGGAGACUAUGUUUUGAGACUGUAUGCUAGUAACAACCUAAAUUUGAUUGAACUUAUACAUGAUGAGCCACAGCCAGGUUCUUGUUGUGGUUUUGCUAUGAAGAGGUCAAAGAUUGCAGCCACUCAAAUAACACUAGUGAAAGCAGAUGGACUUGAGGCUCAAGACAAAGGUUCUACUGCAGACCCAUACUGUGUUGUGAAAUAUGAGGGUAGAACUUUACAGAAUUACCACAAGGAAGAUACCUUAAACCCUGAAUGGAAUGAUCGUUUCACACUUUACAGAAAGAAACCUAACCAGGAUGUUAUUAUUGAGGUUUGGAACCACAACAUAUUUAAGGAUCAGUUUAUGGGCUUCGCCACACUUCCCAUGGACAACCCUCAUCAGUAUACAGGUGGCAACAUAAUCAAGAGAUAUAACCUUGCAGCCAAAGGUAAAGAAGGGCUAAUCUCCAAACCAGGUGGUCUCUGGCUCAAAGUCUUUCACACAGAUAACAUGUCCAUUGUGUAAAAAUUUAACAAUAUGUGAUAUUUGUAAAAUCAAGUAGUCUGAUGGUUCAGCACUUGUUAAUUUUUAUAACUUUGCAUUUUUGAAAUAUGACAAUUCAGCAUUUUUAAUAUCCUACAACUCGGCACCCUUAAAAUUUGGUGAAUUGAUAUCCAUUUCAGCACAUUUUAAUUUUUUAUGAUAUUGAUUGAUGCAUGUGCUCUGAUUUGAAAACGGAUAAUGUAGACAUCAAAAAUAAAAAAAAACAGAGUUUUGAUAAGUUAAUUAUUAUAUCAGAACAUAUUUAUAUGAAUUUAUGGGACAAUUUUGUUUCUUCUUAAACAUUUUUCAUGUUUAUGUUACAAUAUAAUCUCUGCAGAGAAACACCCUUUUGGAGACAAAAAAACAUUUUGGUUGUUGUUUAGAGGUAUUCUAGUAAGGUUAAUUUAAAUAUACUGAAAUUUGACUACGGGAGGAAAUGAUACUGUUGUUGUAACAAAGUAAUUGUUAUACAGAGGGUCACAGUGCAGAGAUUACACUGUAUUAAUAAUUACAAUACUGUUACACUUAACAAGAUAUAUGUUAGUAUGAUGUAUGUUGAUUGUUCUAUUUUAUAAGUAUCAGAAUUUGUAAUGAAAAGUCAGCAAUUUUAUACUCACAAAAUAGAUUUAUAUGUUGAUUGUUCUAUUUUUAUAGGUAUAGAAUUUGUGAUGUAAAGUUAGCAAUUUUAUUCCCACAAAAAAGAUAUAUUUGUUGAUUGUUCUUUUUCUUUAAGUAUCAGAAUUUUUAAUUAAAAGUCAGCAAUUUUACACCCACAAAUGCAACAUUUUAUGGUUUAGUGUUAAUUAUUCAAUGCCUUAUAAUUUAAUUAUGCAACAAUUCUCUCCUCAUAGUCAUAAAUGUUACCAUUUUAUCAGCAUGCUUAUAGAAAUAGAAGCAUAAGGAUAUGCAUGUGUGAAAGUUACGCAAUGAGGUCAAAGAUAUAAUCAUCAAGUCUUGAGUUAUAUAUUUAUAAAUAUCUCAAAAAAUGCUCAUUCAAAAAAAUAUUUCAGAGCUGUCUUUUACUUCACUUUAAUCAUUAUUACGCCAUGUUUGGUGUUCUACACAAAGAUAA
Ruditapes philippinarum (Manila clam) is the source of this 2112-nucleotide messenger RNA. Its product is annotated as calpain-5-like. Gene Ontology annotation, molecular function: calcium-dependent cysteine-type endopeptidase activity. The transcript has 7 exons. Lineage: Eukaryota; Metazoa; Mollusca; Bivalvia; Venerida; Veneridae. The record is from RefSeq and is a predicted model, not a curated record. Gene Ontology annotation, cellular component: cytoplasm. Bases 75 to 1022 code for a protein of 315 amino acids. Gene Ontology annotation, biological process: proteolysis.